GAAAUUUAAAUCUAGUCACAAGUUAAAUUCACCUUUGGGUACACUAAAAGUUUAUACAAUACGACUUGGUGACCCUGACUAUGAUUUUGAGCAUGCUGAAAUAAGAUAGGUUUUGGAUUUUGGGUUUUGGUUUGUGCGGUUGGAGCAGUAGAAAUGCUUUUAAACUCAGGAUUCAGGUCAAAAGACUCAGUCAAGCAAAUGCAAAGGCAAAUCCUUCGCUUAUCUAUCUCAACCCCACAAAGAAAGUGAAAUAACGCACACAUUGUCCCCUUAGAUUCCCUUCUUUUCCAUAUUAAACACACUCUUUUUCUCUUUCACUGCCUUUGUCUCUCCCUCUCUUGCUUCCUAAAUCAGCUGGUGGGUCAGACUAUGUUUCUUUUGUCAGGAUUCUCUGCCACUAUAUCAAGGGACUAGAAACAAAGAAUUUAAUGGCAAAAGCCCCACAAUUCAAUAAAAGAGGAAGAAACUUCAACACCUCUAUCUCUCACUCUCACUCUUCUUCCCAAUUCCCAUGGCUAGACCCUCUCAAGAUUUCUCCUCCAAGAGACACUUUCAUUGGACUAGAAAAGUUGGUAGUGAUCAUGAAGAUGAUGAAGCUGCAGCUUCUCAAGAAGAGAAACAAGAAAACACAAAAAGCCACCAUUCUGCAGCUUCCAAUUCCAUCCCCACUCCAAAGAAGAAGCUUCCUGCUGUUGCAGUCGCUAGGCUUAGAACUGUUCUUACCGCAUUUGGCAAGAGCAAAUCGGGUCUCCCUCUCAGCCUGGGCCCUCGAGUCAUCGGGACCCUUUUCGGCUCCCGGCGAGGUCAUGUGCAUUUUGCUUUCCAAAAGGAUCCCAAUUCCCCUCCUGCUUUCCUUGUUGAACUUGCCACACCAAUUAGUGGGUUGGUGAGGGAGAUGGCUUCAGGGCUGGUGAGAAUUGCACUGGAGUGUGAUAAAGACAAGGAAGAAGAGAAGAAAGCUGUGAGACUGCUGGAUGAGCCCAUGUGGAGGACUUACUGUAAUGGGAAAAAAUGUGGGUUUGCAACAAAGAAGGAAUAUGGGGAUAAAGAGAAGAAGAUUUUGAAGGCUGUGGAGCCAAUUUCAAUGGGUGCUGGAGUUUUGCCAGGGAUCAAAGGAGAUGAAGCUGAAGCCGGAGGUGGAAAUGAUGGUGAAGUCAUGUACAUGAGGGCUAAGUUUGAGAGAAUCGUUGGGUCAAGAGACUCUGAGGCUUUCUAUAUGAUGAAUCCUGACAGCAAUGGAACUCCUGAACUUAGUAUCUAUUUACUUAGAAUCUAAUUUCAUGGAAUUUCAAGUUGAAGGUUCAACUUCAAGCCUCUCAAUUUCCUUUCUCUGCUAUUUUCUUUGUCUUUCAAAAGGGGUAAACUGGUGAUACAGGUUAAGCUAAGAGAGCUCUUCAUCCUUGAAAAUGGAGGUCUAGCUUCUGCAAAUUUUCAUUUCUUUUCUUUUUCUUAAUUUUCUUUUUGGGAAAAUGGGAAGUGGGGAUAUUGUACUACAUUAGAUUUAGGUGGAGGGGGGCAAUACAUUAAACAUUAUGGUUAGAUGAGGGGGGGUCAUGAAGUUGUGUAUAUGUAUAGCUUUAUUAUUAUUAUUAUUGUUAUUAAUGGUCUAAUUAAGUUUAAGAGCCAUUGAGCCUUGUGCAAA
Messenger RNA from Mangifera indica (mango), 1642 nucleotides. Its product is annotated as protein MIZU-KUSSEI 1. Lineage: Eukaryota; Viridiplantae; Streptophyta; Magnoliopsida; Sapindales; Anacardiaceae. The transcript has a single exon. The record is from RefSeq and is a predicted model, not a curated record. Gene Ontology annotation, biological process: hydrotropism. Bases 512 to 1276 code for a protein of 254 amino acids.